AUGUCUGAGAUUACUUUUUAUAACGUCAAAUCUGGAGAUGAGGUGCAUACACCGGCUUUAAUCAUCCAUGGAACGAUCAAAUCUAAAGCUACAGCGAUUCAGGUUCACCACCCCCAAUUGCCGGCAUUGACGUUUCCAGUGAACAGCCAUGGGUUCAAGACGAUGGUAGCUUUGACGCCUGGGGAAAAUUCGCUCUGGUUUACCGGUGAUGACAAUACACGGGCGCAACUGACGUUGACAUAUGUGCCAUUAUUGCAGAAUCCUCCUAUUCAUUUGUGUUUGCUAGUUGGGAAGGACUCUCAAAUGACGUUUGAUUCGCCAGCGUCUCAGGUUCGCAAGGAGGGUGGGAAUGGGCUUGACUUGGCGGUCCGGAAGUUGAGGAUGGGGGCUAGGAUCAUGCAGGCAUUCACGAAUGAGCAGAUGGUGCGGAAUGGGUUUGGACAACGGACUUUCCGGUUUGUGGAGGAGUAUACGCGGGAUACGCUGUUGAACGACGAUGAAAUGAGGAAUACGGUGAAGAUCCAUAUUCUCAGGAGUGAGAAGACGGUUGCGGAGUUGCGGGAUGCGAAUAUUGCGCAGCAGAAUCCGAAUGCGAAGGAUGGCGGGGCGCUUUUCGGAAUAGCGAUGAGGGAGCUUGAGAGGUACGGGGCGCCAUUCAACGAUAACUCCAAGACGUCUCAAGCGGCUGUGAUGUUCUUGGACACUCACUGGGACAAGAAAUUGAACUUGAUUACGGCUCACGCGGCGCUUGGUGGUGGGACGGACAAGAUAAAGUUGGCUAUUUUUGGGUCGCACGGGUUGUACUCUUGGCCUACGUGUUUCCAAAACGUGGUGCCAUACUUGAUGGAUGAUACUAGGACCAGCAAGGCGGAAGUUGCAAAUGACUGCAAUGAGUGUAGCACGCACUGGGAGUGCCUGACUGUUACGUUGGGUGCGUUCAUGCACGAGAUUGGACAUUUGUUGGGGUGUCCACACCAGGAGAACGGUGUGAUGCUCAGGGACUACGUUACUAUGAAUCGUUCUUUCUUGACAAGAGAAGCGUUCAGUGUUAGGACAAACUCAUACGGUGCGCAACCGCCAAUCUUGCCCAAAAACGAGUGCAGUUGGAACAGGCUAGACAUUGUACGGUUCCUAUUCCACCCCAGCUUCAGUCUACCACAGGACUUCUACGACCCAGAAAUGCUCCGCCCCGGCCAGUUAGACCGCUGGAAGUACCAGAGACCCAGCGUGUUCCCAAUGGGGAACUCUACCGCCAGCAUUCGUGCUGAGUCAGGUAUAUACUGUAUCGAGAUUGUCUGUGGAGAUCUUGCUAGAGCUCACUUGGAGUACUUGCCAAAACAAUAUGGUGGUCCAGGUCCUCAAAAGGAGGUCGUCGUAAGUUUGGAUCAAUUACGCGCUUUAAUCCCACCAGCUCAAAAGCGAGAAUAUGCUGAUAAAUUUGCCAUUAAGGUACAUGCUAUCAAUGCAUCUACAGGCGAGUUUAACGAUUUCCCUAAAAUCAUAAGUACUCAGCCUGUCCCAAUGAAACAGUACGGAUUUGCUAGCAAUGUUGUUGGUAUCAAAUCAACUGCUCUAGGAAACCCUGCGCGUGGUCCAUCUACAGGUAUUAUUCCUUUGAAGAUCGAACUUUGCUACAUGGUUCGUGUUUAUUACGGUUCAGCAGUUGACGGAUUAAGAUUUUACACUAAAGAUGCAGCAGCUCCACCACCGCAACUCCCACCAAGGACAUAUCUAGGUAAAGUGUCAAACAUGCUCAAGGGAGUCAAAGAUGCAUUCCCAACUGGACCAUCUGUACUAUUUGGAAAUGAAAAUAGCACAUAUGCGGAUCUCAAAUUGGAGCCUGAUGAAGUAAUUGCCGGGUUUAAUUUAAGAAGUGGAGCCUGGGUAGAUGGAAUCCAAAUAGUAACAAGCAAGGGCCGUAUGUCUGAAAUGUUCGGAAAUAAAAAUGGUGGUUCCUUAGGUUCCUUAAUGCCCCCCGCAAACAAGAAAAUAUUAGGAGUUUUCGGUAAUGUAAGUCAUUGGGUAGAUGCCUUUGGUAUUGUGUAUGAAGCCUGA
Kluyveromyces marxianus DMKU3-1042 is the source of this 2055-nucleotide messenger RNA. Its product is annotated as putative metalloendopeptidase. Gene Ontology annotation, cellular component: cytoplasm. Lineage: Eukaryota; Fungi; Ascomycota; Saccharomycetes; Saccharomycetales; Saccharomycetaceae. The transcript has a single exon. The coding region runs from base 1 to 2055 and encodes 684 amino acids. The record is from RefSeq and is a predicted model, not a curated record.